AUGAAUAGAGAUAAAAAGAAUCAUGGAGAAGGGGAAGGAGAAGAUUAUAUCAACAAGAUACCAACUACAAUAGUAUUAAAUAUAAUCAACAGUGUAGAUGAUAAUGUAGAUUUGGUGUGUCUAUUGUUGACUUGUAAAAGAUUAUUCAACUUUACUACUACCAAUAAUCAUUAUCAAAACAAUCUAUCAUUUAAAAAGGUUGAUACACUGAAUGAUUUAGGUAGAUCAAGUCUCUACAACAACGCUACAUGUAAACAUCUUGGUUCAUUUAAAAGAAUGUUUGCAAAUACCUAUUCAGAUACUGUCAUUUUACCUAGAAAUACAAGAUAUCACUACACAUUAGAACUAUCUAAACUAUCAUCAGUCACUUUGUUGGAUCUUGGUCAACCGAUCAAUGAACCAUUACCGUCCAACUUUUUCCCACCAAAUCUCAAACACUUGGACAUUGAAUAUAGAAAAACUCAAGAGACAAUUGACCUUGGUAUUCUGCCCGACACUCUAAAUUCACUAAACAUUUCAGUAUCAAGUCGGGAGUUUGCCAAUGCAUUGCCAAGUGGACUUGAAAAGCUAGAAGUUCAAAGCUCAAGCGGCCACAAAUUUGGAAUAGAACCACAUUGCCUUGGAAUAGAUAAGCUUUCAUCUUUGAAAUCUCUCACUUCAUCAUAUCUCAAAGAGGAAAUGGGUAACGUCAAUUGUUCGCUUCCAAAAAGCUUGACAGAUCUUCACCUUGGUAUCAGUCAACUACCAUCACCGACAUACUUUUAUCCACUCACCCAGUUGGUACAUCUGUUUGUUUUUUUGUUUGAAACAAAACAAUUCAAUGAGUUGUAUCUUGACAAGCUUGUAUCUCUUGAGAAAUUUACAAUUGGUGCACAUUGUUCAAUAGACGUCUCAAAAAUCCAACUAGCUCCAAAUCUUUUAGUGUACCAUCAAAUUGGUGGCUCUCUGACCACACCAUCAACAGAAUUCUUUCCACCAACUCUCACAUCAUUGACUACCUAUUUUGGUGAAAAUGAUUAUACCAAUCUAUCAUUAUUAUCACGACUACCACAAUUGACAUUUCUAUCAAUUGAAUCUAAUGAAGAUAUACCAACUGGAUUCAUUCCACCAACUGUAAAGACACUUAAAAUUGAAAACAAAUCGGGCAGAAAAAUGAAGUUCCACAUUCCAGACAGUAUCGAGGCAUUAGUACUGGAAUCAAUCAUUCCAUAUCCAAAUUAUAUUGAGUAUGCUGGUGUUUCUCCAAUCCUUCCAAGUCAUUUACAAGAAUUCACAUGGAUCCCAAAUUGCAGUAAUGGUCGUCAAAUUCAAUACCCUCAAUUUAUCUACCCUCCUACCAUAAAAUCAAUUGAAUAUGGUCAACUACAUUUUCCAAACAAACAUAUCAUUCCACCAUCAGUCACUGAAUUCAAAUAUCUCGUUUCAAAAACCACAGUCUUUGACAGUAAAACAAAAAUUUACUCGAUUGGAAUUGAUGAUGGAUAUGUAUUCCCAUCGACUCUCAAAAAGCUCACUAUCAAGAUCAAUCGAUUUUAUGAUUAUUAUUGGAUAUUUAGAUUGGAUCAUAUUAUCAACGAAACAAAUAUUGAACAACUCACCUUGGAUUUGUUCCGUUUCCAAGUUGAUAUUCGUAGAUUGGAUAAUCAAAACAAAAAUGUAUUGAUUGUUGGUAAAUCACUUUUUGGUGGAAUCAUUUAUCAACAACAAAUUGAUCAACAAACUACCAUUAAUUCUGACAAUGGUGGUUCUGAAAAAUAUAGACCAAUCUAUCUUUGCUUUAAUAUUCCAUUAAACAAUUAUCCUAUUCCAAAACUAAAAUUCAAUCCUAUUCCUCUUGAUUAA
Molecule: messenger RNA, 1842 nt
Organism: Cavenderia fasciculata
Lineage: Eukaryota; Evosea; Eumycetozoa; Acytosteliales; Cavenderiaceae
Exons: 2
Coding region: 1-1842 (613 amino acids)
Source: RefSeq, a predicted model, not a curated record